Molecule: messenger RNA, 927 nt
Organism: Seminavis robusta
Lineage: Eukaryota; Bacillariophyta; Bacillariophyceae; Naviculales; Naviculaceae
Source: the annotation of a GenBank genome assembly
AUGGAUCUUUCAGAAGUCCUGUUAUGGACUACAUUCGUGACUUAUGGUUCGGAGUGCGCAUCCGGAUGUGGACUGACGAAUAGCAACACCAGCAAGAUCCUGAGGACACCAAGAAGAUUGGCUAAGGCAUCUGUAUCGGCAUUUAGCCCCGCUGUCACUGUACGAUCACAACAAUCUCGUUUGAACAUGGCGACUGCUUUGAGUCAAGAGGAAUUGAAGAAGCAAGUUGGCUACAAGGCCGUGGACGACUACGUCAAGAGUGGACAGGUCGUUGGACUAGGAACUGGUUCCACGGCCUACUACGCCGUCGAACGAGUGGGCGAGAAACUCAAGUCGGGAGAACUCAAGGACAUCCUGGCCAUUCCAACCUCUAUCCGAACCAAGGAACAAGCCGAAGAACUCGGAAUCCCUCUCGUCACACUCGAUACACACUCCAAGUUGGAUGUCGCCAUUGAUGGAGCUGAUGAGGUCGAUCCCGGUCUCAACCUCGUCAAGGGAGGAGGCGGUGCCUUGUUGCGAGAAAAAAUGGUCGAAAUCUGUGCCGACAAGUUCAUUGUGAUUGUUGACGAAUCCAAGUUGUGUGAUGGCCUUGGACCUGGAUUCCCAGUGCCUGUGGAAAUCACACCCUUUUGCCACGAACACACCAUGCGCACAGUUGGGGACCUAUCAACCUGCAAGGGAAAAUGCAAGCCUGUGCUCCGAAUGGGAUCUUCUUCAUCCAACCAGCCAGAUGGUGAUGAAAUUGCUGUCACAGACAACGGAAACUACAUUGUCGACCUCCACUUUGACGAACCCAUCGCUGACCCACCAAAGAUGGCCGAAGAACUCAAAAACGUUUGUGGGGUUGUAGACCAUGGUCUGUUCUGUGGCAUGACAACGGCUGUGAUCAUUGCCGGAUCCGAUGGAAUCUCUGUCAAGAAACCCUAG